AUGUCCGCCCCCGCAUCUCGCGCCCUGAGGCGCUGCGUCUGCACCGCCCGUCCCGUGAUGGGAGUUCGCCCGGCCGUUGGAGGAGCACAGCAGAGGAUACAGCGGAGAUGGCAGUCUGAUGCCGCGGCGGCGCCUGCGAACCCCAAGAUUGCGACAAUCGUGGACCAGAUCAGCCAAUUGACGCUUCUGGAGACAGCUGACUUGGUCUCGACAUUGAAGACCCGCCUCAACAUCCCCGACAUGCCCAUGGGUGGCUUCGCCGCAGCAGGCGCCGCCGGUCCCGCUGCCGCAGCCCCCGUCGAGGAGGAGGAAGCCGCGCCCGCCGCCGCCGAGAAGACUCUCUUCAACCUGAAGCUGGAGAAGUUUGAUGCUGGGUCGAAGCCCAAGGUGAUCAAGGAGAUCAAGAGCAUGCUGGGGCUGUCGCUUGUGGACAGCAAGAAGUUUGUUGAGAGCGCGCCGAAGAUGAUGAAGGAGGGUGUCCCUAAGGAGGAGGCUGAGAAGAUUGUCGAGACGCUGAAGGCGCUCGGUGCGACAGCUAUCAUGGAGUAA
Messenger RNA from Ascochyta rabiei, 549 nucleotides. Its product is annotated as 54S ribosomal protein L12, mitochondrial. Gene Ontology annotation, biological process: translation. Gene Ontology annotation, molecular function: structural constituent of ribosome. The record is from RefSeq and is a predicted model, not a curated record. The transcript has 2 exons. The coding region runs from base 1 to 549 and encodes 182 amino acids. Gene Ontology annotation, cellular component: ribosome. NCBI's taxonomy places the organism in Eukaryota, Fungi, Ascomycota, Dothideomycetes, Pleosporales, Didymellaceae.